Camellia sinensis is the source of this 3378-nucleotide messenger RNA. NCBI's taxonomy places the organism in Eukaryota, Viridiplantae, Streptophyta, Magnoliopsida, Ericales, Theaceae. The record is from RefSeq and is a predicted model, not a curated record.
AACCACAAGUUACCCUCCCCGCCCAAGUCUCUCUCUCUCUCUCUCUCUCUCUUCCUCCUCUCUUUCUCUCUCUACAUGUGUACCUUUGUUCUUGGCUAGUUUGUGGGAACUGUUUCUGGGCCUUCAAAGUCUUUGCACUUCAUUUCAUGGGUCUUUGUUAAUUCUUCACAUACUUCCAGUGGGCUAAAGUUAACAGGUCGGCUAUUUUGCAAGCACAGACAUAUUUCUCCAAUACCAAAAAGUUUGUUCACAAUUGACGAAGCUUCUUGUUUGCUCUCAUCAUGAAUCCUGAUUCGUGCGUUCCCCUUAAAGAUAACAGGGAAAGGCAGAAUCCUUUCCUUGAGGUUACUAAUGAAGAAAAACAGUUGUGGGCAUUCAUCCAUUCCAAAGGCCUAUUGCAAACAGAAGUUCAAGACUUGUAUCUCAAAGUUCGUUCUGGUUACGAGAAAAUCAUUCUGAACAAUGAUGAAGGGGUGGAACUUCAAGACAUUGAAUUUUCCUUAUGGAAGCUUCACUAUAAGCAUAUUGAUGAAUUUCGUAAAAGAAUUAGGCAAACUUCUGCAAAUUCUGAGAGUACGAAUUCAUCAACUCUACUAAAUGUUGCCAAUCUGCAGAGCAGCAUAGAUUGCCAUAUCGAGCGAUUCAAGGUAUUUCUGUCAGAAGCAACUGAAUUUUACCAAGAUUUGAUCACAAAACUCAGAAGACAUUAUGAGCUACCUGAAGAUCCUUUGUUUUAUGAAAACCAUGACAUCUCACGUGUUGUUGACCCUGCAAAAUUGCGAAAGUGUCAAUUUUCAUGCCAUCGCUUUUUAGUUUGUCUUGGCGAUCUAGCUAGAUACAGGGAACUGUGUAAGAAGCUUGAUUUUCCAAGACAUGACUGGUCAGUUGCAGCAACCUACUACUUUAAAGCAACAUUAGUUUGGCCAGAUAGUGGGAACCCCCAAAAUCAGUUGGCACUGCUGGCAACAUAUGUUAGGGAUGAUUACAUUGCCCUAUACCAUUGCAUAAGGAGUUUAGCCAUUAAAGAACCUUUUCCUGAUGCCUGGAAUAACCUUAUUUUGCUCUUUGAAAAGAACAGGUCAUCUCAUUUACAUUCACUUUCUAAGGAGGCCCACUUCAAUUUCUUAAAUCCAUUUGAAAGAAGUACCUCACUGAAUGAAUCACAAUCGCGCUUUCAUUCCUUCAACAAUGAUACACUGCAAGGCACUAAACACAGUUUCUCGGCAAACAGUGAUCUAUGGCCUCUUUUUGUCAGAAUGAUAAGUUUCUUUUUCAUUGAAUCCAGCCUGGAUGAAUUUCCUUGCACUUUCGCAUCGACCAUGAGAGAGAUGGACUCUCUGUUGGCACUAGAUGAUACCGAACUAAAAGCUACAUUGGAGUCUUACCAACAUAUGGAUUCAUCCCGAACAGGCCCUUAUCGAGCCCUUCAAAUGGUCUCUCUACUCAUAUUCAUCGUCGAUAGCCUAACUGAAAGAUCAGAGCACAAGGAGUCAAUGGAGAAAAACAACCCUAUGUUGAUACAAUCGGCGUUGACUGCUACAUUCAUUUGCAUGGCUCGCCUUGUUGAGAGAUGUAUGACGGGUAAUUAUCCUCUGGAACUCACCCCCCUUCUGCCUCCCGUGCUUGUGUUUGUAGAGUGGUUGGUUGGCGUGCUCGAUAAAGUAGAAACAUAUCAUGCUUGUGAAAAAGUAAGAGCCGCUGUAUCUUAUUUUUUUGAUGCUUUUGUCGACCUUCUAAACCAACUUGAUAAGAAUGAGAGCAGAUUUAAAUAUGAAGACCAUACAGCUCUUUGGGAAGAUCAUGAAUUGAGGGGCUUCGCACUGGUAGCCCGUGCACAUGAGUCGUUGGAUUUCACGAUUCAUUCAACAAAUAUGGGGAAUUUUGAAAGCAGAAAUGUGUGUCGUGCUCACCGCAUCUUUCAUGCUGCAACAAAAAUUGUGGACAGAUCAGAUGGUUCUCCAAAGUGGAUCUUCUUUGACAAUUUGGGGAGAAAAUUCUACGGAAUAGAAUCAAAAAAAAUUCCAGACCAGACAGAUGCAGAAGUAGCCGAGCUCAAUUCAGAUUCAAAAGUAAAAGAUCUCUAUUGGCAUAGACAAGCAGGAGUAGCCGAGUCUAGCUCAGAUGUUGAAGUGAAAGAUCCCCAACAGAGUAAAUGUGGACACACCAAAGAGAACGGGAGAGAUAUCAUUGGAGAAAAAGAAAGUCGCCGGUUUGAAAAUGGCAAAUCUGUUGCUGUAGAAGAGGAAGAAGUCAUUCUCUUUAAGCCCAUCAUGAGAUUUAACUCGGUCCCCAUCCAUACUUCUACCAUGGAUGAUGAAAUGUCUAUGGAAGGUAAAAAGGACCAAACACCACCCUCCAAUGAAUGCUUUCGCCGUGCUGCAUCACUGUUCAUGGCGCAAAACCAGAUCGAUCCUUUGAGUAUCUCUUCUGAUGCUGGUAGUUUCAGAAGCAACAUGCCAUUCAAGCACCGAGAGCCUCUAUUGAAGGAAACUGCUACAUAUCCUGCUGGGCCGCCUUCACUCAGUGCUUGGGUCCUAGAUAGAGAAAUUUCACAAUUUGAAAAAGAGGAAGGAGCAGGGGACUUUUUUGAACCCGGGUUAAGCCCAAUUGACGAAAUAGCCCCUGAUUCCUUGACCGGCCUCUCUAUCAACGAAACCAAAGAUUCUUUAGUUGAUUCUCCGCAAUUUCCCUCUCCUCCUCCCUAUUCUGCUCCCGUGCCAUCUGCACCAUUUCUUCCUGAUGAUGCCAUUUGGUUUAGUGGCGAUUCCAUUAAAGAGACAGAUGGUAUUCUUGGUGCAUCACCACUUAGCAGCUAUGCGAAUUGGUCGGCUAAUCAUGGACCGUUCAGUUUUGGCCCGAGUAUUCCAAAUUUGAGUAAUACGGGAUACCAACCGGUUGUUGGAUUGAGUUCCUCAGAAUGGCUUCACCAAUACACGAAUCAACAAAAUCUUGAUCGAGCCAAUAGUCAAGCGUGGCCGGUUCACUUCUAUGCACCAGGAACCCUUGGAAAUAUGUAUGGUGCUCCUCACGACAACGUGUCAAGGUUUGAUCUUUGUGAUCGGUGGGGAAACCCCUUGAGUCCUCCUCACCAGUUAGUGUAUUUGGAGGGCCCGCAACUGCACACGGGUGAUCAAAGAAGAGAGAAGCUGUUUCAUAGGCCGAGCCCUUACGGGUGUGGUGGUGCCUUGACAGAGUUUAGAGCUGAGCAGCCACCACUUCUUCAGUACCUCAAAGAGAAAGAAUGGCAGUCGCAGAGACAGUCCCAAGUGAGAGGUCCUACAUAUAUGGGGAAUUAACACUGCAUUUUGACAUGUUUGUUCAUGAUAUAGAGCAUUUAACAUGAUGUAAAUGUCAAAAAAAAAAAAAAAAAAAAAAAAA